Messenger RNA from Ictalurus furcatus (blue catfish), 2860 nucleotides. RefSeq names its product translocase of inner mitochondrial membrane 50 homolog (S. cerevisiae) (gene timm50). Gene Ontology annotation, molecular function: phosphoprotein phosphatase activity. The coding region runs from base 236 to 1399 and encodes 387 amino acids. Lineage: Eukaryota; Metazoa; Chordata; Actinopteri; Siluriformes; Ictaluridae. The record is from RefSeq and is a predicted model, not a curated record. The transcript is spliced from 11 exons.
CAUCAGCAUUAUGUUGUGUGUUUGUGUAAAAGUGAACUCUUAUUACACAUGCUGGUGUCAUCACAGCGACUUUUAUCUGCUCCAGAAGGUCACCGGUGUAAACAGAAGUCCCGCCUUCGUGGCCGUCCUGAGAACUCCGGUUAGUCAAGUUGCCUGUCAAUCAUGAUAUUUAACCAAUCGCGUUCGUUUGUUCUUUCCCAUUCGUGCUAGAACGAGGGGUUAAGUUCAAUUCAAGAUGUCGGCAGUGUGUGUGUAUCCCAUGUGUGUUCGGCUGAGCCGGGGCCUCCUCAGGCUGAGAAGUGAAACGUCGGCUUCCACAGCGGCGGGUUUAAUCAGAAAACUCUUUGUUGGACCGGUAAAAGGUAACGAAAGCGGCGCCAUAGAGGGGCUAGCUCAGGCUAUACUACAGGAGCGACUUCAGCAGCAGGGGACUCAGAGUCAACCUCCUCCUAUAGGGGAGGGAGAGAACUCCGAGCAGCAGGAUGAUCAAAGAGAGGACAAGAAGCAGAAAGAGAACAUGGCGUAUGCAAAGAAGGUGGUGCUUCGCUUGGCGGGGCUUAUGGGACUCGGGGGCGCAGUCGGCGUGGUCUACAUCUUCGGUAGCAACUCGGUAGAUGAUCAUGGAAAUAAGAUAGCAGAUGAGUUUGAUAAUGACGGACCCGUUCUCCAGCAGCUCAAGAGAACUUUCAAAUAUUUCAAAGAUUACAGACAGAUGAUCAUUGAACCCACAAGUCCAAAGCUUCUACCCGACCCACUGAAGGAGCCCUAUUACCAGCCUCCAUACACCCUGGUGCUAGAGCUCACCGACGUUCUGCUUCAUCCCGAAUGGUCGUUGGCCACAGGCUGGCGUUUUAAGAAGCGACCAGGCAUCGACUACCUGUUCCAGCAACUAGCGCCACUUUACGAGAUUGUCAUCUUCACAUCCGAAACUGGCAUGACGGCGUUCCCGCUGGUUGACAGCAUAGACCCACAGGGCUUUGUCAUGUACCGUCUCUUCCGGGAUGCCACUCGCUACAUGGAGGGCCAUCAUGUCAAGGACGUGUCUUGUCUGAACAGAGACACCUCUAAAGUAAUUAUAGUGGACUGCAAGCGAGAGGCCUUCAGCCUGCAGCCCUUCAACGGCUUGGCACUGCGCAAGUGGGACGGCAACUCGGAGGACCGCACGCUCUACGACUUGGCUGCCUUUCUUAAAACAAUUGCGAUGAACGGCGUGGAGGAUGUGCGUACUGUCCUGGAAAACUACGCCCACGAGGAAGACCCCAUUGAAGCGUUUAAAAGGAGACAAGCACAGCUCGCACUGGAGGAGGAGCAGAGGCUGGUGGAUAUUUCUCAGCAGAAGAAGCAGGGCUUAUCUUUAGGCACCAUUGCAGGCCGUUUCUGGUCCCGCAAGCAGCAGUGAAGGUUGUCCUCGCUGAAGGCUGGCAGUUCUGGACCACCCUGGGCAGUGACUGGGGGGGAUGGUUUGGCAUCCAGUUCCUUCCACUGAACACUUGCCGCCAUGGUGUGGGAGAGGAGUCGAGAACUCUAAAGAGACAUUUAGUACGUAUGUGCUGGUGAAGGCACUCUCUGGACUGUGUUUGUGUCUACAAAUUCGUUCCAAAGGUCUAUAUACCAGGACCAAUUUUUUCCCCACUCCUUAGCUCAUGUAUUGUUUCUACUCAUGCAGAAAAAAAAAACUGUUAACAGCCACAGCUUGUAUGGAACACAGUCAUUGCUCACUAGAAGAUGUGUGUCUCGUUUCAGCCCCUAAUUCCAUUUUAGUGCUAUAUUUGGAGGACUGAUUGGGUGUGGCCACCCAAUUUACCCAAGGAGUUAGUACUGGAGUUGUGUACUCUUGCUGCUGUAAUGACAGCACGCCAGAUUGUAGUUCAUAUUAAGUGAAGUUACAUCUAAUGAUGACAUUGACAGUGUGCCAUUUCUGUUUAUAACUGCAGUGGUACGCUCCAUCUGAUGUGCUUGUGUAAUGCGUUUUAAUGUGAACUGCUUAAAUGACUUUCAAUAAACAAAAAUGUGUUUGACUUUCUACAAUCAGUGGUAUUCCCCCCUAACCCCCCUGCCCCCUCCCAACCAAAACAAACACACACUUCACUAAUUUUACUUAAAUGCUCUUAAUGAAUCACGUGCAGUAUACCUGAACAACCUUGGAUAAAUGUAACUUUCAAGAGGACAUGCUAGUUUUGUGUACAAAUGAUUAAAGGGUAUCUUGGGAUUACUAGUGAAAUCUCCUCCUCUUUUGGAUUUUGCAAGUAUUUUCCACUUUUUGAUCCAUGUCUUUGCAUCCAUGUUUCUUCCAAUUCUGAUUUGCGCUGUUGGAAAUUAUAUCCCUGAACAUAAUUGUGUGUAAUUGUAUCCUUGAAGGUGGUUUAGUGGUUAGCCUCACACCUCCAGGGUUGAUGGUUUCAUUCUGUGUGUGCAGAGUUUGCAUGUUCUCCUCUGGAUACUCCACUUUCCUCCUCCAGUCUAAAGACAUGUAUGGUAGGCUGAUUGGCAUGUCCAAAGUGUCCGUAGUGUGUGAAUGUGUAUGUGAUUGUGCCCUGUGAUGGAUUGGCACCCUGUCUAGGGUGUAUCCAGGUUCCCCGCAACCCUGUAGGAUAAGCGGUAUAGAAAAUGAAUGAAUGAAUGGAUGUAUUCUUGAAACUGUAUCCCUGAACACCUUUCUGUACUCUUCUUCAGGUUUGUAAAUCUCUUCUGUUUUCAGUCUGGUGAUAACACAUACUCUGAUUUUCACAGCAAACUGCUUGUGAACUUGUCAUGCCUUAAUAAGACUUAGUAAAGUAAACAUUUUGUGACCUCUGUAUUAAAGCUCUAUAUGGCAUGUUGGUCUAAAAUGAGUUAACUAUGUAAACCUGUUGACACUUAU